UUCUGUUUAUUUAUAUAUCUCUAUGAUUUAUAUUUUUACACAAUUUUUUUACAAUUUUUAUACUUACUUGUUUUUAUUUUUAUUUUGUUGAAAUAGUAUGUGUAGUUGCAGCAAAUGUACAUAUUGCAUGGGCAAUAUAAUUUACAUAUGCGAGAGGUUAGCAUCAUGUUUCGCCGCGACGUCGGUGGUCACGUGCAUAGUCGCCACACUGCUAGUAAUGCUGGCCCUCGGCAUAGGACUCGGCUACAACUACUGCUUCGUUGACUUGAAAACUGGCAGAUAUAAAGAUGAUAAUAGGGAUCUUUUUGCAACAUUGACACCAGUGGACUCUACAACGACGGGUAAAUCGGAUUCUGUUGAGACACAUCCGACGCGGGAAUCUAUAACACCGUUGCCAGUCAAGAUCGCUCCUACGAUGGUCGUGCCAUUGUUCGGCGGGAUCGACUUCUCUGUACUAAUACAGAAGAUAAAACAAAAAAAACAGAAUUACACUAUGCACUUGAUGGUUUAAUGUAACCGCAUGCUAGCACUAGGUACUGCACUUGAUAGUUUAAUGUAAAGCAUGCUAAGUAGCCGUGCGAUGGUCGAUCGUCGAAGUUUGUUAUGAAAAGUUCUCAUUUUUUACUUUUGAAGUCCAUAACUUCUAAACUAUCAAGGUUGCAAUUUGCACCGUUGUUCAUUAGGACCGAGGGAGCUGUUGUAACUUGUAGUACAAAAGAUAAUAGAAAGAAAACGGAUAUGCAUGGAUGUAACUGUUCUAGACUCAUGAUGUGACCUAAUCACCUUGAAGAGAUCUCGUCGCUUCUGUAUGAAGCUUAUAUAUUUUCAUUGUUUUCAAGUCAGUUAUAAACAUAAAUUUACUUAAAGCGGCUCCAUUCAAGCAAAGUUGGUACAGUGGAUAUUUAAAUCUGACUUCAUAUUAUAUUAAUUUUACUAAGUUGAAGGUUUUAUUCAUCUCAAUCGGUCCAAUUAUUGCGUGAAUCAAAAUAUUUAAAUACUUAAAUUUAAAUAAAUGUAUUUAUUCAU
Messenger RNA from Maniola jurtina (meadow brown), 1026 nucleotides. RefSeq lists its product as uncharacterized. NCBI's taxonomy places the organism in Eukaryota, Metazoa, Arthropoda, Insecta, Lepidoptera, Nymphalidae. The record is from RefSeq and is a predicted model, not a curated record. The transcript has 3 exons. The coding region runs from base 98 to 511 and encodes 137 amino acids.